CAAAAGUAUAUGUAAAGUAUCUAAAAUUCAUUUCCUAGGUUUACAGAGAGUAAAAGCCUCAGUGUGAAAGUUAAAGAAAUCUUCAAAAGAAUGACAAAGAACAUCUGCCAUCUUGUUAUUUGAACUUUUUAUUUAACAUAUUAAGAUUAGGAGCUUAAAUAUAAAAAGUUUCUCAUAACUGUUAUUGAAGAAUUUACAUUGGAUAUAAACUUAAUUAAGAGAGAGAAUGAAAAUAGUAAAUAUUGUAAUUAUUAUAUUAGUAAGAAUUGAGUUUUUGCGUUGAGAAAAUCAUUUUCUUAUCUCAUAUCUAUUUAUUUGUUUUUUUUUUGAUUUUGUAAUUGAUUUAAUAAGUAGGAUAGAAUAGAGUAAUAAAUUAAGGGAAAGAGAUGGAAAUAUUGGAGUAAAAAUUUUUGAUGAUCGUUUAAAAUAAAAAUAUUGUUAUUAAUAAUUAUAAGUAUAGAAACUAGAAAUAAAUUGUAAAUGAACAAAUUAGAAUCAAUUGA
Molecule: messenger RNA, 503 nt
Organism: Paramecium sonneborni
Lineage: Eukaryota; Ciliophora; Oligohymenophorea; Peniculida; Parameciidae
Source: the annotation of a GenBank genome assembly